This is a messenger RNA of Durio zibethinus, 769 nucleotides long. Lineage: Eukaryota; Viridiplantae; Streptophyta; Magnoliopsida; Malvales; Malvaceae. The record is from RefSeq and is a predicted model, not a curated record.
AUUUAUUUGUUUUGUUGGCGGUGAGAAGAGGGAAACUAGCCAGACGAAGAUGUCCCUCGAUAACUAAUGGCCUUUAUGGUCUCAAGUUGGCCUUUUGGGUUUCAGGCACCUUCCAAUUGGAUCCAUCGUCAUGUCGUCUACGGGUCGGAAAAUCACCCUGAAGAGCUCGGACGGCGACAACUUCGAGGUGGAUGAGGCGGUGGCUCUGGAAUCACAAACGAUUAAGCACAUGAUUGAGGACGAUUGCGCCGACAACGGCAUCCCUUUGCCCAACGUCACCAGUAAGAUCCUGUCUAAAGUAAUCGAGUACUGCAAGAAACACGUGGAAAUACCUAAAUCCGACGAUCGUUCAGCCUCCGUUGACGAUGAGCUUAAAUCUUGGGACGCUGAUUUCGUCAAGGUCGAUCAAGCCACCCUCUAUGAACUCAUCCUGGCUGCUAAUUAUUUGAACAUCAAGAACCUGUUGGACCUGACGUGUCAAACGGUGGCGGAUAUGAUAAAGGGCAAAACACCGGAGGAGGUCCGUAAGACAUUUAAUAUUAAGAAUGAUUUUACUCCGGAGGAAGAGGAAGAGGUUCGUCGGGAGAAUCAGUGGGCUUUUGAAUGAAGAAUCUCAUUUGAAUUGAACAUAGCUCAUGCCGAUUUCUCUUUUAUUUUAUUUUUCAUUGUGCUUGAGAACAUGGGGUUGUUGUUUCUGUCUGGUUUUACUUGCUUUAACUGUUAUGUGUUGUGGAACCGUUCAAAUGCUAAUAUAUGUUGUCCUUUAUUA